Messenger RNA from Physcomitrium patens, 4512 nucleotides. Its product is annotated as U-box domain-containing protein 43. The record is from RefSeq and is a predicted model, not a curated record. Gene Ontology annotation, biological process: protein ubiquitination; cell surface receptor signaling pathway. Gene Ontology annotation, molecular function: protein binding; ubiquitin-protein transferase activity. NCBI's taxonomy places the organism in Eukaryota, Viridiplantae, Streptophyta, Bryopsida, Funariales, Funariaceae.
GGGACGUAUUCCGCGGGAUUGUGACUUUUUAGGGUCCCGGGAGCUUAAGUCCUUCUGGCUCAAGAAUCGGAGCUCGAAGACAAAUUUUGCACCGAGGAUGGAGGCGACGCUUUCGUAGCUGUCCGCGUAGCGUUUCGCUGCUGCCGCACAUUUUGCUUUGUCUGUUAGGAGCUGUUUCUGUCUCUCUCGGUGGUCAUGCCAGCUUGUGAGUUCAUUUUUUUUGAAAUUGUUUUUACCUCCUGGUGAUAUCGAAAUGUGCUCUUGAGAGCUUAGCUUUUCUGAUUGCGUAAGCACAGCGUGGGAGAGAGAGAGGGAUGGUGAGUGUUGAGAUUUGGUUUUGUUGAAAGGAUAGAGGCGUUGUUUGGGGAGGCGACGUCAUGAUUUUCCGAAGCUGGCGAGUGCCCGUUAAGGGUUGGAAUGAUGAAGGGAAGGUCAUCUCUGUUGGGGAUUAUCUGCGCUUAGCUCUGAAUCUGGGAGAACGUGGUAGCGGAGCUUUAUGUUUUGUGAUAGUCGAGUACUCUUUCUUGGAUUUGUAUGGAAGUAUUUAGUAGCCCAGACCGAAUUUAGUCGGUAGGGUUGAUGUGACGAUUGUCGGCGUUAGCUAGUUGCCUUCCAUGUCGAGAGCCAAUUAGAGUUCCGAUUCUGAGGUUAUCGAGGCUGGUCUUAUUAGAAGAGUAUCUCUAUGGCACUGCCUUUUGUAUUAAGCCGUAGAUGCAUCAUUGGUUUUUCUUAGGAAUUUGUAUUUCAGGACAGGAUAGAUUUGGUGAAAAUCUUGUAAAUACCAGUCCUGUAGCAUUUUAACCGCGACGUUGCUAGACAAUUUCGAGAACCUAUUGAAACUCGAAAAUGCAGACUCCCCCGUUUCUUCACCUGGAAACGAUGAAUUGCCGUGAAGAAGCGGAAGCCGUGUUCUGUUAAUGACAAUAUAUAUUUGGACAUGCUGGUGUGAAGAUUUGUUGUUGAUUAACAGAAUCAUCUGAAGGACUGAAAUAUAAUUAGGUUCUACGUGACUAAGUACAAGGUAGGCCCAGUAGGAGUAGGGAUUGUUAUGCCCCUAAUUGCGAGCCAAAACAGAUUUGGUUUUUGGCUUCUGUGGGUACUUGCUAAUCGAAGCAAAUUUUUAAGUCGGUGCUUUUGAAGCCAGGGAAAGGGGCAAGUUCAGUGUACGUGAAGAGAGUAGCAUAUGGCAAUUAACAACCGAAGUGCCGAUAUGGUGUGGGAAUGUGAGGGUUGCGCACACUUGUAGCUAGAAGGGGGGAAAGGGGAAUCUGAACAUGACCCAUCGGAUUGGGAAGGAUGAAGGAUGACACGGGCAUGGACAAUGCUACAGUGGCACUAUACUCGGAGGUGCUGGCGAGGAUACCGAAGGAAGUUGAGCUCGUUGAGGAAUCUGCCAAAGGAGUGUUGAUAGGAAAGGAGAGUUUCAGAGUGUUGUCCAGAUAUCUUGAGAGUAUUCGCUCAGUUCUGCAGGAGCUCACUGGCAAGAAGGUGAGCGACCCUGCGGCUAUGCAGGUUACUCUGAUAUCCUUAGAACAAGAAAUAGUAAAGUUGAAAAACAUCAUCGACAAGUUCUCCUCAAAGAGCAAGUUCUACCUCAUUUUAAAAUGUCAGGAUUUUCUCAAGGAAAUUGAGGACGUUACUCAUGAGCUUGGUUAUUGUUUGAAUUCCGUUCCCGUGGCCAAUUCAGACCUAGCCGUGGAGAUUCAGGAAAUGAUGUCCAAGUUGUCUAGUGAUAUGCGUAAGGCUCAGUUUAAACCUGCCACGGUUGAGGAGGCCAUUAUUAAUGAAAUCAAAGUUGGUAUCCAUGACCAGCAGUCGAACUCUAAGUAUGCGAAUUAUCUGCUGUUGCAAAUUGCAAGAGCAGUUGGGGUCUCAACGAAUCCAUCGUCUCUUAAGUUGGAGCUGGAUAGUCUCAAGAAAGAAAAGGAAGAUGCACGCUCACGGGAGAACCAGGAAGAAUAUCGGUACCUUGAGCAGAUAAUUGCGAUACUUAGUUGUGCGGAUGCAGCCACUUCUGCAAGUGAAAAGGGUUUAAAUUAUCAAAAGAAGAGAGGUUUGGGUGGUUGGGGUGGACAUCCCCUUCCGCCUCUGCAAUCCUUCUACUGCCCAAUUACCCAUGAAAUUAUGGAGGAGCCAGUUGAUAUAGCGUCAGGUCAAACAUAUGAAAGGUAUGCGAUCGAGAAGUGGUUUUCCGCUGGAAAUUCUAAUUGUCCCAUCACAAAAGUUGAGCUUGAGAACCUUCAGAUCAAGCUGAACCUUGCAUUGAAAAAGUCCAUACAAGAAUGGAAAGAGAGGAAUAUAGCUAUCAGUAUCGCCGCCACAAAGCCAAAGCUACAAAGUACCAGUGAGAGUGAGAUUUGUUCUGCGUUGAGGAUGUUGCUGGAUUUGAGUGAAGAGAAGGGUAUCCAUCGGUACUGGAUUGCUCUUGAGGGUCUCAUUCCGUGUUUAGUUCAGCUCCUAUCAUCUAGUCAGAGAACCGUUCGUAAGGAGACUCUUGAAGUGCUUCGUAGUCUGUCUAUCGACAACAAAGAAAACAAGGAGCACAUUGCAGCAGCGGGGGCAAUCAAGUUAGUAGUGAAAUCGCUGGCUAGGGACUUAGGAGAAGGUAGACAAGCAGUGGCACUGUUACGAGAGCUCUCCAAAGAUCCUGAAAUCUGCGAGAAGAUUGGUAAGGUACAGGGAUGCAUUUUACUGCUCGUCACUAUGUUGAAUGCCGAGAACCCUCACGCUGUAACUGAUGCCAAGGAGCUUCUCAAUGAUCUUGCAAACAAUGACCAGAACGUUGUUCAAAUGGGCGAAGCAAAUUAUUUUGGACCUCUCACCCAACGUCUGAACGAAGGUCCGGAUAUGGCGAAAAUCCUUAUGGCUAACGCUUUGUCACGGAUGGGGCUGACGGACCAAAGCAAAGCAGCUCUUGCAGCGCAAGGAGCCAUUCCACCUUUGGUGAGCAUGAUCUCUAUAGGAAAAUUGGAAGCAAAAACGGCAGCUUUGGGAGCAUUGAAGAAUCUCUCAACGCUGCCUGACAAUCGAGACACAAUGAUUGAAGCUGGGGUAAUUCCUCCACUUCUACAGCUCUUAUUUUCCGUGACUUCUGGCAUGACGAGCUUGAAAGAGAAUGCAGCUGCUACUCUUGCAAAUCUCGCCAUGGCGAGCACGACAGCAGAAGACAAGAUUGACCACCAUUAUAACAUUCUCGAAUCAGAUAAAACCAUGGUCCAUUUACUGUCGUUACUCAACAUUGAAGGGGCAGUCAUUCGGGGACAUCUACUCCGUGCACUUCUGGGCAUGUCCAGCAUCCCAAAUGCUCGGGAAGUGCGAACCAAAAUGCGAAAAGUUGGCGCCAUCCAGCUUCUCCUUCCUUUUUGUGAGGAUACCGUUGAAGAUGUUCGUAUUCACGCGCUCAAGCUUUUGAAGUGCUUGUCAAGCGAGGGAGCAGGGAAGGAUAUUGCUGACCACUUAGGGCCGAGCUACAUAAGAGCAUUGGUGAAGUUGCUUGGGGACUCGAGUGGAGAUGAAGAGAAACUCGCGGCUGUGGGGAUUAUUAGUAAUCUCCCCACCACCAGCGCUCAGAUGACGGAUAUCCUCUUGCAAGCCGACGCAUUAGCUGCCAUUGUGAACCUCCUUAUCCCCUCGAGGGGAUUGAAGAGUAGCCCUCGGGCUGUGCGGAAUGCACUCUCAGAGAGCGCUACUGGAGCUCUCUUACGUUUCACGUCUCCUGAAAACCCCAACGUUACAGCACACCGUCAAAAAGCAGCUGACCUCGACGCAAUCCCUCGUCUUGUCACGAUUUUGCAAACUGGGACACCAUUGGCGAAGUGCAGGGCUGCUAUUGCUCUCGGUCACUUUUCUCUCAGCAGCGAUAGUCUCGCUUCAAUAGACAACGUCCCCCAGUCGUGCUUGCUCUGGUGCAGACCCGCCACGCCCGCGGGUUGCUGCAUCCAUGGUGGCCCUUGCACCGUAAAGAGUACGUUUUGUUUGGUGAUGGCACAAGCAGUGCUACCUCUAGUGCAAGCGCUGGAAGAGCAAGAGGACGGAGCUGAUGACGCAGCGCUCACUGCCCUCAGAACGCUUCUUCUCAACGAUGCAACCCUGGAGAAUGGAGUUAAGGUGAUAGCGCAAGCGCAAGGCAUCCGUCCCAUCGUUCGGUUAUUGACGGUAGGGAGUGUGGAUGUCAAGGAGAAGGCAGUGUGGAUGCUCGAAAAGAUUUUUCGCAUUGAGGAGUACAAGGUUGAGUUUGGGAGCGCAGCGCAGAUGCCGCUGAUUGACUUGACGCAGAACGGCUCCAUCGUAACGCGUCCUCUGGCAGCCAAGAUCCUGGCGCAUUUGAACAUCCUCCACAGUCAGUCGACGUAUUUCUAAUAGGGUUUUGUAGUGGGACGGAGAGAAAGCUGUGUCCCUCGAAGUGUUUGUGAUUGUAACUUGGAUCGCAUGUAAUUUUCUCCCACAUUUGUAUUAUCACGCAUUCUUUUGUGCUCGUUGCGAAUCAAGAGGUAACUGGUACAAUUUUGUCGA